CUCACAGGAAACCUGUAUGAGCUCCCCCAGGUGCUUAUCUAGAAUGGGUUUUUGUGGAGUUGUCCUGUUGGCUAGCCUCUGGGUAGCAGUGCUUGGGGUGCCUGUUACCUGGGAGCUGGUAUCCACACAAUGGAAUGGCUCCUCUUAUGCCACUACAGCAAUUUCUAGUGCCACAGAUCCUGGUCUGCAGAAUGCCACUAAAUUGUCUACAAAGAUGAGUUUGUUCCAGAAGGCCCUGAAUGUGAGUUUGUCCACUGCCCUCUCAGCCUCCUCCAAAACAACAGAGACCUCUGCCCCUAAAGGAUCCUCUAGUACCAGAGUGACUAGCCCUUCCCUGACAAUGGUACAAGCUGCUUCCCAUUUCCUGCAAAGUGUCCAUUCCAUGAAGUCUGCGAGGAUGAACUUCACCCUGAGAAUCCUGAAUGAGGACUUCAAUAUUGUAGACAAGACCCCGGUGUUCAGAACUGGAUCUCCCAUUCAUAUUGAGGCCAGAGUGGCAGCCAAUCCAAAUGUCUCCCCAAAGAUCUACGUGGAUGAGUGCUAUGGAGCCCAUUCAAAGCGUCUGAGCCAUUCCAGGAGGGUUUAUGUGAUUGUGAAUAACCGUGGGUGUCUGUAUGGCGGCAAGUCUGGGAAUGUUUCUGUCUGGCAUAGACAAGCGGACUCUGCUCUGCAGUUCAUUAUACCAGCUUUUUUGCUGGGGGAGGAACCAGAGGAGGAGAUCUAUAUCCACUGCCUGAUGACUGCCUGGGGCCAAAGGACCCUCUCAAGACAUGUCAAGAAAUCCUGCUACUACAACACUGCCUCUUCCAGCUGGCAAAACCUGGAGGAUCCAUCUCGGAAUGACCUGUGUAACUGCUGUGACAGUCACUGCCCCUUUGACUUCUCCCCAGAAGAACAAGAGUUUCCAGGUGAAGGGAUGCUCCAUAGAAAAACAGUUGGUCCCUUGACAGUGCACAAGGAAGAGGCUCCAUGGUAUGAAGCACAAUGCCGCACCAUGAAGAAGCUCGUGCUGGCGGCGAUAGCCUUUGUGGGCAGCUGUCUACUUGCAGCCCUCCUUGUAGGAGGGGUCAUUGCUUUGGGCCUGGCCUUGUUCCAUUCAUACCAUCACAGUAAGGUGCCAAGACUGAGGAGGAAGAGGAGGCCAUAUCCUUAUCAUGAAGAGCUGCAGACAGUAGUGGGUGCCCUUGUGCCCUCAGAGGAGAUCGAGAAGGAAAAGAGAGAAUUAAAUGCAGAGUAUUCUAACCUAAAGACUGAAGAAUUGGAGCAGGAGUAACCAACUCCUGCAAGCCACAAUAAAUACUUUAUUUCUAUACAG
Alligator sinensis (Chinese alligator) is the source of this 1315-nucleotide messenger RNA. RefSeq names its product zona pellucida sperm-binding protein 3-like. The transcript has 10 exons. Gene Ontology annotation, cellular component: extracellular matrix. The record is from RefSeq and is a predicted model, not a curated record. Bases 17 to 1273 code for a protein of 418 amino acids. Gene Ontology annotation, molecular function: acrosin binding. Lineage: Eukaryota; Metazoa; Chordata; Crocodylia; Alligatoridae. Gene Ontology annotation, biological process: binding of sperm to zona pellucida; positive regulation of acrosome reaction; egg coat formation.